Messenger RNA from Pestalotiopsis fici W106-1, 1197 nucleotides. RefSeq lists its product as uncharacterized. The transcript has a single exon. The record is from RefSeq and is a predicted model, not a curated record. NCBI's taxonomy places the organism in Eukaryota, Fungi, Ascomycota, Sordariomycetes, Amphisphaeriales, Sporocadaceae. The coding region runs from base 1 to 1197 and encodes 398 amino acids.
AUGAGCAGCAGUGGUCUACCUCUGAUAGACGAACUACUUCCGCUAUGCUCCGGGAAUCCUGUUAUGCUAGACACGCUUCUGUCUCUGGCGUCACGGCGCGAUGUUGACCACGUCCAAGCUGCUGCUGGCGCACCAAAUCCUUACGAUACGGCCUUGAACGAGGUACAGCACUAUGUCUCUUCUCUCGAUGACGCCGACCUAGCGGACCCUCUCCGUAUCCAAGCCCCAAUCUCCACCGUCCUCUUGUUGACGAUACUUUCUUUCGCGGGCCCUAGCGAAGACUGGCAUCACCACACCUCGCGUGUCGUCAGCUUGAUUGACUGCAUUGACCUAACUGGCAUGAAGGCGUCACGCUCUGGUAACUUUCUGCUCAUGUGCGCGGCUCAUCUCGAUAUUCCAGCCUUCUCCGUAGGCAAGACGAGAUCUUCUUUACAUGCAUGGACGAAGUGGGAUUUGCAAAACACAAAUGGGCAAGUUUCUACAGACGGCAGUCAUCCAGACUCUUCAUUCUUGCCGUUCGAGGUUCUGACUGGCUAUCCUGUUUCACUGGUGUCUCUGAUCUUCGAGGCAAGCAUGUCUGCCGACCGCAGCAGUGUCGACUCUUCAAAGCCCGCCGACCAGAGAUACAUUGUGUCGUCGGAAGCAGAGUCUGAGCAAGAACGCGAUCUGGCAUGGAAGCUUCAACUAACUCUAGAAGCGUGGCGCAUGCCUCCUGUACCUCCCAACAUGACCCCUAUGGAGCGACAGGCACUGUACACGGGCUGGAAAACGAUGCACAAGGCCACCAUGCUAUUUCACAUGCGCCGCAAGGGAUUUCGCUCAAAUCUAUUAGUACUGUUGCCUACUCAAUUGGCGGAAGGUGCCCGUGGACUGGUAGAAGACAUCGUUAUCGGGGUUCGUUGGCUGCUUUUGUGUUGGGAGUCUGAUCAGGUACCUAUGGCCAACGCAAUGGCAUGGCCUAUAGCUGUCGCUGGGUGCGAAUGCGGCAUACCAGGACUCGAAGCAAUGACCGAUGAUGUAGACUGGUGCUUGGAGAGAAUGAUCAAGUACUUUGAUAUGGGACAUUUGGCCCAUCUGAAGACAUUGCUCACCUCCGUCUGGGCCCAGAAGCAGAGAAUAACAGAAACACAACAAGGGCUUUUCAUGAGCCUAGAGCUAGCAGCGAACUUGAGACAGCUCACUGUACCACUCUUUUGA